CCCAACCUUUGCUCUAGAAUCGAUCGUUUCAUACCUUUCAUCAGCGGAAUCCACCAUACUUUGAGCGAGCGCCUCGGCAACUUGCAACUUAGACAUCAGAUCGUCUCGCCAAUUCGACAUGUCAACAAGAUCGCCCAGCGGGAUCGUCCCACAAGGCGUACCAGUCUCAUCUCCCAAGCCGGCGAUACUACUCCCACAACUGAGCUUGGGAGAGACUUUCCUCUGUGGUGGUCUAGCAGGAUGUGCAGCAGUAACAGUCUCUAACGUCCCCGAGGUGAUGAAGACUCGACUGCAAUUGCAAGGAGAGCUCAUGAAGACCUCGGAUGCACCGAAAGUCUACGCCAAUGUGUUUGAUGUGUUCAAAAAGACGUGGAGGAAUGAAGGAAUAAGAGGUCUACAGAGAGGUCUCGUUCCAGCCUAUGCCUACCAAGUCUUACUCAACGGAUCUCGUCUGGGUUUCUAUGAGCCCAUUCGACAAAAGCUGAACGUUUUCGCCGGCAACGACCCAAAGGAAGCCGUCUUUUGGAGUGCGGUGUCGGCCGGUUCUAUCAGCGGAAUGAUUGGAGCUACUCUCGGAAACCCUCUCUUUCUGAUCAAGGCAAGGAUGCAAGCGUACUCUCCCGCCUUGCCGAUCGGCACUCAACACGCCUACCGGAAUUCGAUCCAUGCCUUGAGCAGUGUCGUGAAGAAUGAAGGAUGGAUGGGCCUUAGCCGGGGUGUAGGAAGUGCAAUGUUGAGAACAGCCAUGGGAUCAAGCGUGCAACUCCCUUCCUACAACUAUGCCAAAUCGAAAUUGGUGUCGAAUGGCCUCAUGAGUGAUAGCAGCUACUGGACGUACCUCGUUAGCAGCUCGUUCUCUGGUAUCUGUGUGUGUUUGAUGAUGCAGCCUGCCGAUACCGCUCUCACGCGGGUCUACAACCGUAAGUAUCGGUCUGGGCGUGAUUGUGUCAGGCACCUGAUCGGCUUCUCGUCAUGCCCAGAGCCAACAUAUACCGAUGCCAACGGUCGGAUUCGUGGAGCUCUUUACUCGAACCCUUUCGACUGUCUAUGGAAGACGCUAAAGACUGAAGGAUUUCUUGGAUGGUACAAGGGUACCACAGCGCAUUUCUUGAGGAUCGCACCGCACACUGUCAUCACAUUGGUUGCCAACGAGUUGAUUUUGGAACAAUACAAGUUGUACAAAAGUCGUUAAUGGUCUUGUCGAAUAAUGCCAUAUCGCAUAGAGUUUCGCAAAAGACCAGGCAAGAGAUGGCAAUCAGGGCGAACUGGAUGUGAGAGAUACCUACCUUGACAAUAUCGCGAUAGUAGCGAUAAAUAGCUACAGCUUGAAAUGGAGACUCAGUCCAGCCGCGAUCUGAUGUCGAUAUCUCAUUCAA
Messenger RNA from Filobasidium floriforme, 1376 nucleotides. Its product is annotated as mitochondrial carrier domain-containing protein. The coding region runs from base 119 to 1192 and encodes 357 amino acids. The record is from RefSeq and is a predicted model, not a curated record. The transcript is spliced from 11 exons. Lineage: Eukaryota; Fungi; Basidiomycota; Tremellomycetes; Filobasidiales; Filobasidiaceae.